Colossoma macropomum (tambaqui) is the source of this 3314-nucleotide messenger RNA. It is a transcript of the gene wdr48a, whose product is annotated as WD repeat domain 48a. The coding region runs from base 19 to 2046 and encodes 675 amino acids. Gene Ontology annotation, molecular function: ubiquitin binding. The record is from RefSeq and is a predicted model, not a curated record. Lineage: Eukaryota; Metazoa; Chordata; Actinopteri; Characiformes; Serrasalmidae. Gene Ontology annotation, biological process: protein deubiquitination; double-strand break repair via homologous recombination. The transcript has 19 exons.
ACGCUGUCAACAUGUAAGAUGGCGACCCAUCACAGGCAGAACGCAGCUGGGCGGAGAAAAGUGCAGGUCUCGUAUGUGAUCAGGGAUGAAGUGGAGAAGUACAAUCGUAAUGGAGUUAAUGCGCUGCAGCUGGACCCAGCCCUUAACCGGCUCUUCACGGCUGGUCGAGAUUCCAUUAUCAGGAUAUGGAGUGUCAACCAGCACAAGCAGGACCCAUACAUAGCAUCAAUGGAACAUCACACAGACUGGGUCAAUGACAUUGUCCUCUGCUGCAAUGGAAAAACAUUGAUAUCUGCUUCAUCAGACACCACGGUGAAAGUCUGGAAUGCACACAAGGGAUUUUGUAUGUCGACAUUGCGAACACACAAGGAUUAUGUUAAAGCCUUAGCAUAUGCUAAAGACAAAGAGUUGGUGGCCUCAGCGGGUCUGGACAGACAGAUCUUCUUGUGGGAUGUGAACACCCUGACGGCGCUGACUGCCUCCAAUAACACUGUCACUACAUCCUCUCUUAGUGGGAACAAAGAUUCAAUCUACAGUCUGGCUAUGAAUCAGAUGGGCACAGUAAUAGUAUCUGGAUCCACUGAGAAGGUGUUAAGAGUGUGGGACCCACGUACCUGUGCCAAACUUAUGAAGCUGAAAGGACACACAGACAAUGUCAAAUCAUUGCUACUCAACAGAGAUGGUACCCAGUGUCUGUCAGGCAGUUCAGAUGGGACUAUUCGGCUGUGGUCACUCGGCCAGCAGAGGUGCAUAGCCACAUACCGUGUCCACGAUGAAGGUGUCUGGGCUCUACAAGUUAAUGAAGCCUUCACGCAUGUCUAUUCUGGAGGCCGGGACCGCAAAAUUUACUGCACAGACCUGCGCAAUCCAGACAUACGUGUUCUUAUUUGUGAAGAGAAGGCCCCCGUCCUCAAGAUGGAGCUGGACAGGUCAGCGGACCCACCGUCAGCCAUCUGGGUGUCCACCACAAAGUCCACCGUUAACAAAUGGUCUCUAAAGGGCAUCCAUAAUUUCCGAACAUCUGGUGACUAUGACAACGACUGCAGCACUCCUCUGACACCACUGUGCACACAACCAGACCAAGUCAUUAAAGGUGGGGCCAGUAUAAUUCAGUGCCACAUUCUCAAUGACAAGAGACACAUACUCACCAAAGACACUAACAACAAUAUAGCAUACUGGGAUGUGCUCAAGGCUUGUAAAGUAGAAGAUUUGGGCAAGAUGGAGUUUGAUGAGGAAAUCAAGAAACGGUUUAAGAUGGUUUACGUGCCUAACUGGUUCUCAGUGGAUCUUAAAACAGGGAUGCUGACUAUUACUCUGGAUGAGAGUGACUGCUUUGCUGCUUGGGUCUCAGCCAAGGAUGCUGGAUUCACCAGUCCUGAUGGAUCAGACCCAAAGCUGAAUCUUGGUGGUCUUCUGCUACAAGCCUUGCUGGAGUAUUGGCCCAGGACACACAGCAGCCCUAUGGAUGAGGAAACGGAACUGAACCAUGUGAAUGGGGAGCAUGAGAGCAGGAUACAGAAAGGAAAUGGUUAUUUCCAAGUGCCACCCCACACUCCUGUCAUAUUUGGUGAAGCAGGUGGGAGGACACUGUUCAGGUUAUUGUGUCGAGACUCUGGAGGCGAGACUGAGUCUAUGCUACUCAAUGAGACUGUUCCGCAGUGGGUGAUUGACAUCACAGUGGACAAAAACAUGCCCAAAUUCAACAAAAUUCCGUUCUACCUCCAGCCUCACUCUUCAUCUGGUGCCAAGACAUUAAAGAAGGACCGUCUGUCAGCAAGUGACAUGCUCCAGGUGAGGAAGGUGAUGGAACACGUUUAUGAGAAAAUCAUUAAUCUGGACAGCGAGUCCCAGACGGGUGGCUCAGCCGGAGAGAAACCGAGCGAGCAGAAGGAGGAGGAGGACAUGGCUGUACUAGCAGAGGAAAAGAUUGAGCUGCUCUGUCAAGACCAGGUUCUGGACCCCAACAUGGACCUACGAACAGUAAAGCAUUUCAUUUGGAAGAGCGGUGGUGAUCUAACACUUCACUACAGGCAGAAGUCCACGUGAGGAAACGAGUGUAGCCCCUACACACGUCUGUCCACAUUUCCCAUUGUGAACACCAUCAUGGACCUCCAAACUCAUGCAUCUAGUGGUUCAGUGUGUAACGUUUUAUGGAGUCUGACUCACAAAAACACACCUGCACCACAGGUUCCUCUGAACCCACCAGAUCUCCACAGUCCAUAAAUUUCCUCAAAAUAGAGCUCACUGGAUCAGCCAGAUGUGAACUGACUGUGGGAUGGUAACCAGGAAGAGGAGAACUGUCUGUGGAUAAGGGCGUCUGCUGUGAAUGGCCAACUGACAAGAAACAGAAAGGGUGGUGUGAUAAUUUUUUGUUUGUUUGUUUUUGAAGCUUGUGCUUAUUAUUUAAUAUACUGUUUGUUUCAUGUGUAACUAAGAUUUUUAGAUUUUUGACUUUUGUGCACACUGUUUGUCUUGGUACACACUAUGUUGGAGAAAACAUUUUUGUGGUGUGAGUGACAGAUUUCACAUAUAUUUGCCCCCCCACCAUUGUACAUUCCAGAGAUGUUUGUUUCCAGUGACAUCUAAAUCCUUCUUGUAGCAUGUAGGAAGAAAAGAAGGUAAAUCGAAAUGAACGGAUAACAGUCUGGGCCUGGUUUAAAACUGUUAAGUAUUUUGUUGAAUGUAAAGGAGUGCUGCUUUUACUAACUCCCAUGUCUUCGGUUUGGAGGUAUACAGAUGCACUGAGGUUUUGGUGAAGCUUCUUAACUCGCCCCAAAAAGUAAUGCAUCUCUCUCACUAAUGCUGUGCUGUAUUCAUUAAUGCCACCAUUUUGUACAUAGAUUGUAAUUAUUUUGUAGGCGGUUUUACUUGAGUUGUUCCCUUGAUAAUCAGGAUGUUUUUAUUUACUUUUUUAAGCAAUUAUGUUAUCUUCAAAAAGGUGCUUUUUCAUGUGAAAUAUGAUAAAUAUGACAAAAACGGGUCGGAUGGAUUUGGUCCCAGAUUUGUAGUAAUCAGUGACCGUGAAGGUUCAGUUGAGAAUAUGGUUUCACUUAUUAUACAGUUGCUGCUAACAGCCUAGCCACCCACAAGAGGGCAGAAUAUACUGUACAGGGUUUUGGAGACAAACAAAAAGUAAGGAAUCAUCAAUAAGGGAUAUCACUGGAUGGCAAAACUCAGUUCAUUUUUUAUUUAUGCAAAAACGAAUUGUGCUUUGCAGACUGUCAAUCAUAACUGAGGUUUGCACAGUGUUAUAGAAAUGUAUUCUAUAUUUGGUUUUAGUCCAAGAUGAGAAAUAAAAUAAAUAAACAAGCAUA